Messenger RNA from Plasmodium gonderi, 1056 nucleotides. Its product is annotated as zinc finger protein. Gene Ontology annotation, biological process: protein ubiquitination; regulation of cell adhesion. The record is from RefSeq and is a predicted model, not a curated record. The transcript has a single exon. Bases 1 to 1056 code for a protein of 351 amino acids. Gene Ontology annotation, molecular function: ubiquitin protein ligase activity. Lineage: Eukaryota; Apicomplexa; Aconoidasida; Haemosporida; Plasmodiidae.
AUGAACAACACUUUUGCAAACAAUGCUGGAAAUUAUCGAAACAGGACCCUAAACGCCUCGCCAAAAUGUCAGAACAUAAGUUACAAGAUAAAUUCGAUUGAAAAUGGGGCUUCGAUAUUUUGUACCUUUUGCAAUAUACCAUUUAAUUCUAAGAUGAGACUGAACCCAUGUUACCACAUCAUCUGCAGUAAAUGUUAUGAAUUAUGUGCACAGCAACAGAUAUGUGUGAUUUGUAAUUCAGAAAUAAACGAUGUAGAAUUUCUUUUCAUUAAUGAAAACAUAUUCGUCUGUCCAUUUAAUGAUUGUAAAAAGGGAUUCCUUAAUUUCAAGAGUUUUAAUUAUCAUAUUCAUUUCAAGCAUGAUUUUUUAAAGGAAAAGAGUUAUAACAUUGGUGCUGGUACAACCAAUCAUGAUGUUGGAGACGGUGGUGAUGGCAGCAACAGCAACAGCAGUAGAAUUAGCAGUAAUAUUAGCAAUUCUAAUAAGAUAAAACCAGAUUCAUAUUCCAUUCCAACAAGUGAGUUAAUUUCUACUUCCUUUUUUCAAAAUCCAGAUGCUACCAGUAAAUACAGUGUCAAUCGCUUAGACGAUCAGGAAUACACCCAAGAUACUGACAAAAGGGAUUCAAGUGAUGUUAUGGGUUCAGUUAGCCCAAUGGGUUCAAACCUUGUACAUGGAAACAUUGGUUCUGUCAGUGACGUAGCUCCUGGAAGGGAGAAGUCUUUUGGAAUAUACAAUCUAGAUGUUAAAAAUUUCUCAAUCGAUACCAAAAAUUUAACGCUCCAAAAUAUGAUUCAUUGUGGAAGUGUCAACAUUGGUAGUAACAAUAUUUCAAAUGGAAAAACUACAAACGCUGGCCAAUUUUCAGAAAAAUGGAAUUAUACCAAUGUAGUAGUACCAUUUAAAUCUGACUUCAACUCAUUUAAUUUUCCACUAACCGAUGAACAAUCUCCUCCAACCAACAACCUAGGUGACCCGAGUGUAAAGGGUAACCCUGAGGAGGAGAAGGAGGAGGAGGAGGAAGGGGACUAUGACAAUUUGGAAGAUCUUAUGUGA